This is a messenger RNA of Phytophthora infestans T30-4, 1110 nucleotides long. RefSeq lists its product as uncharacterized. NCBI's taxonomy places the organism in Eukaryota, Oomycota, Peronosporomycetes, Peronosporales, Peronosporaceae. The coding region runs from base 1 to 1110 and encodes 369 amino acids. The transcript is spliced from 4 exons. The record is from RefSeq and is a predicted model, not a curated record.
AUGACAGUUGCUGACACGGGGGAAGCCAAAGGAACAAAGCGCUCGCCGUCCAGCAUAUAUACCAAGUCCAAGAAGAUCGGUCGGCCUUCCCACGGAGGCGCCCAGUGCUCUCACUCUGGUUGCCUCAACAAAGCCCAAACCAAAGGCAAGUGUCGAACGCAUACUAGAAAUGGCAUGUGUUCGCAUGACGGAUGCGACAAACAGGCUCAGUUCAAGGGAUUGUGCGCUGGUCAUGGUGGAAGAAGAGUUUGCUCUAAUCCAGGAUGCGACAAGAAGGUUGCGUCGAAAGGGAAGUGUAGGGGCCACGGAGGAGGAACACCAAGUACGUAUCGGAAGAAACGUAAAUCGACUCGGUCAGGUGGAGACGCAUGUAACCAGCGUGAAUGCGCCACGUUCUCUAUGUUGGCAUCGACGGCUGCGGUGAUGCCGCCAGCCUCAUUCGCGGACGGUGGGUCCAUGGUGUCACUACUGCUGGGAGAGCCACACCACGUGGUCGCUGGAAACAUAGCGACGCAUCCUACUCAAGCACAAGACGUGUACACAGUUCUCGUGAUCGUGUGUUCAGACCCGUUCCCAUUAAAAGUGGCAAUGCAUCGAAUCGACGGACGAACAGGCGAGAGGAAGCUGUGGGGAAACUCGAACCCUACGAACGCCAAGCUCUUUCGAUGCGCUGGUGAAUACAAUCCUGAGGUCGAGCGAGCAGCCAACGUUCCGCUUAAGAAAGGCAUGGAUCACGCCGAGAUUAUUGAGUUGAUUCGACUUGGUCAAGACAUACAUCGUCAGAAGUGCCGAGAGAACCAAAGGCGAUUCCGCAAGAAACAAAACAGCUGGAUCAUUGACAUAGAGAAGACCAACGAGCAACUGCGUGUCGAGGUUGCAGAUCUGACGAGACACCAUCAACGAAUUACGGCGACUUUACUCGGCAAGAAUAGUAUCUGGGUGGUGGGGUCGCGAUAUUUUCGACUCUUUCGCCAUGGCCUUGCCCUUGGGUCCAAAAAAGCGUCAAAGUUUAAUCAACAGCUCGACUUCAUCCAGUCGAAAAUGACCCCCGACGUGGCGACUAGCGUUGGUUACGGACCUGAAUCGGGUCAGUAUGGCCCGAGUAUUUGA